AGGAUGUUGUUUGCUUUUGGUUAAAAAAGAAAGAAGACUACUAUAGACAAAGCCUAUAUAUCUGCAUAUAUUAUGGCAUUGUAAAUAACAAUGCAGUUAAAUUUACACCAGUCUUCCUGAUGAGGCUUGGAGCAUCUUGCCUUAGUAGACAUGAGUGACCCAAGGCAGUCACAAGAAGAGAAGCACAAGCUUGGCAGAGCCUCUUCCAAGUUCAAGGAUCCUCCCAGAAUCAUGCAGUCAGAUGAUUACUUUGUUCGAAAAUUUAAAGCCAUUAAUGGCAACAUGGGACCUGCUACUUCUUUAAGUGCUUCAAACUCCAACGAGGGUAGCGGUGGUGGUCCAACUAAUGGUACCCCAGCUGUGCCCAAAAUGGGCGUGAGAGCAAGAGUGUCUGAAUGGCCUCCUAAAAAAGACUGCUCCAAGGAGCUGGCCUGCAAAACGCUGUGGGAAAGCCGAUCUCAGACCAGUUACGAAAGUGUCACCUCUGUCCUGCAGAAUGGACAGAAUGACCAGAGUGAUGGUCAGCAAGAGGAGCAGCUUGAUCUGGACUUUGUGGAGGCAAAGUAUACAAUCGGAGACAUCUUUGUUCAUUCCCCUCAAAGAGGACUUCACCCCAUAAGACAGAGAAGCAACAGUGAUGUCACCAUCAGUGACAUCGAUGCUGAAGAUGUCUUAGACCAAAAUGCAGUCAACCCCAACACCGGGGCCGCCCUGCACAGGGAGUAUGGAAGCACAUCAUCCAUCGACAGGCAAGGCUUAUCUGGUGAAAACUUUUUUGCUAUGCUCAGAGGGUACCGAGUAGAGAACUAUGACCACAAAGCAAUGGUCCCUUUUGGGUUUCCUGAGUUUUUCCCCUGUGAUCCCGCAAUCUCUCCCAGCCUGCAUGCAGCAGCACAGAUUUCUAGGGGAGAAUUUGUCCGCAUCUCAGGAUUAGACUACAUGGACAGUGCCCUUCUGAUGGGGAGAGACAGGGACAAGCCUUUCAAACGGAGGUUAAAAUCUGAAUCUGUGGAAACAUCCCUGUUCCGAAAGCUGCGAACUGUUAAAAGUGAGCACGAAACUUUCAAGUUCACAUCUGACCUGGAGGAGAGCCGUCUUGAGAGGGGUGUUCGCCCUUGGAAUUGUCAGCGUUGUUUUGCACAUUACGAUGUCCAGAGCAUUUUGUUUAAUAUCAAUGAAGCCAUGGCUACGAGGGCUAAUGUGGGGAAAAGGAAAAACAUAACCACCGGGGCUUCCGCAGCAUCCCAGACGCAGAUGCCUGCAGGCCAGACAGGCAACUGCGAGUCUCCUUUGGGGAGCAAGGAGGACCUCAACUCCAAAGAGAACCUGGAUGCUGAUGAGGGCGAUGGGAAAAGUAAUGACCUCGUCCUUAGUUGUCCCUACUUCAGGAAUGAGACUGGAGGAGAAGGUGACAGGCGGAUUGCACUCUCUCGGGCCAACUCGUCCUCUUUCAGUUCUGGGGAAGGCUGCUCCUUUGAAUCGUCUCUCAGUUCUCACUGCACAAAUGCAGGUGUCUCGGUCUUAGAAGUGCCCAGAGAAAACCAGCCCAUUCACAGGGAGAAAGUGAAGCGUUACAUCAUAGAACACAUUGACCUUGGGGCCUACUAUUACCGCAAAUUCUUCUAUGGGAAAGAGCACCAAAACUACUUUGGAAUCGAUGAAAACCUUGGCCCGGUGGCAGUCAGCAUCCGGAGAGAGAAAGUGGAAGAUGCCAAGGAGAAAGAAGGGUCCCAGUUCAACUACAGGGUGGCUUUCAGGACAAGUGAGCUUACAACACUGAGAGGAGCAAUUUUAGAAGAUGCUAUACCCUCUACUGCUAGGCAUGGUACUGCACGAGGACUACCUCUCAAAGAAGUUUUGGAGUAUGUCAUUCCUGAGUUGAGCAUUCAGUGCCUGCGACAGGCUUCCAACUCACCCAAGGUCUCAGAGCAGCUGCUCAAGCUUGACGAACAAGGGCUGAGCUUUCAACACAAGAUUGGGAUCCUCUAUUGCAAAGCAGGCCAGAGCACAGAGGAAGAAAUGUAUAAUAAUGAGACGGCGGGACCAGCUUUUGAAGAAUUCCUUGAUCUUCUGGGCCAGAGAGUACGGCUGAAAGGAUUUAGUAAAUAUCGAGCUCAGCUAGACAAUAAAAGUGAUUCCACGGGCACUCACUCCCUCUACACUACGUACAAAGACUAUGAACUCAUGUUCCACGUGUCCACCCUGCUUCCCUACAUGCCCAACAACAGACAGCAGCUUCUGAGGAAAAGGCACAUAGGAAAUGACAUCGUAACCGUCGUCUUCCAAGAGCCUGGGGCACUUCCUUUCACUCCAAAGAGCAUCCGGUCUCACUUUCAGCAUGUCUUCGUCAUAGUCAAAGUGCAUAAUCCGUGUACCGAAAAUGUGUGUUAUAGUGUUGGAGUUUCCAGAUCAAAAGACGUGCCACCUUUUGGUCCACCAAUUCCCAAAGGUGUAACUUUUCCAAAGUCAGCAGUGUUUCGGGACUUCCUUUUAGCCAAAGUAAUCAAUGCAGAAAAUGCAGCCCAUAAAUCGGAAAAGUUUCGAGCAAUGGCCACUCGAACGAGGCAAGAGUACUUGAAAGAUCUGGCGGAGAACUUUGUCACAACCGCCACUGUGGAUACCUCUGUGAAGUUCAGCUUCAUUACACUGGGUGCAAAGAAAAAGGAGAAGGUAAAGCCAAGGAAGGAUGCCCAUUUGUACAGCAUCGGAGCAAUCAUGUGGCAUGUGGUAGCACGGGACUUUGGCCAGUCUGCUGACAUUGAAUGUCUUCUUGGAAUUUCCAAUGAGUUCAUAAUGCUGAUUGAAAAGGAUUCCAAGAACGUUGUAUUUAACUGUUCCUGCAGGGAUGUUAUUGGGUGGACAUCUGGAUUAAUGAGUAUCAAAGUGUUUUAUGAAAGAGGAGAAUGUAUCCUUCUGUCCUCAGUGGAUAACUGCGCUGAAGACAUAAGGGAAAUUGUCCAGCGAUUAGUAAUAGUGACAAGAGGCUGCGAGACUGUGGAAAUGACCCUGAGGAGGAAUGGGCUGGGCCAGCUUGGCUUCCAUGUGAAUUUUGAAGGAAUUGUAGCAGAUGUGGAACCUUUUGGCUUUGCCUGGAAGGCUGGUCUUCGCCAAGGGAGUCGCCUGGUGGAGAUCUGCAAAGUGGCCGUGGCCACUCUGACCCAUGAGCAGAUGAUUGACCUGCUCCGGACUUCUGUAACUGUGAAGGUGGUCAUCAUCCAGCCCCACGAUGAUGGCUCGCCCCGCAGAGGAUGUUCAGAGCUCUGCCGCAUCCCCAUGGUGGAAUACAAACUCGACAGUGAAGGCACCCCCUGCGAAUACAAGACUCCCUUCAGGAGGAACACCACAUGGCACCGGGUGCCCACGCCUGCUCUGCAGCCCCUCCCCAGAGCCUCGCCCGUCCCUGGAACGCCCGACCGACUACAGUGCCAACAGCUGCUCCAGCAGGCCCAGGCUGCCAUUCCUCGCAGCACCUCCUUCGACCGGAAACUGCCUGAUGGUACAAGAAGCUCGCCCAGCAACCAGUCGUCGUCCAGUGACCCCGGACCUGGAGGGAGUGGACCCUGGAGACCGCAAGUGGGCUACGACGGGUGCCAGUCUCCUCUGCUGCUUGAGCACCAGGGCUCAGGCCCUCUGGAAUGUGAUGGAGCCAGGGAGAGGGAGGAUGCCAUGGAAACAGGCAGACACUCAGAAACCAAAUGGCAUGGCCCACCUUCCAAAGUCCUGAGUUCCUAUAAAGAAAGAGCACUGCAGAAAGAUGGAAGUUGCAAGGAGUCCCCCAAUAAGCUUUCUCAUAUUGGAGAUAAAAGUUGCUCCAGUCACUCCAGCAGCAAUACACUCUCCAGCAACACCUCUAGUAACAGCGACGACAAGCACUUUGGGUCUGGGGACCUGAUAGACCCUGAAUUGCUGGGGCUGACCUACAUCAAAGGGGCCUCCACUGACAGUGGUAUCGACACAGCCCCGUGCAUGCCCACCACCAUCCUCGGCCCUGUGCACCUGGCGGGCAGCAGGUCCCUGAUCCACAGCCGGGCCGAGCAGUGGGCUGACGCUGCCGACGUCUCAGGACCUGACGAUGAGCCGGCCAAGUUGUACACCAUGCACGGCUACACAUCCGCCAUCUCUGCUAGCAGUGCUGCUGAAGGCAGCAUGGGCGACCUCAGCGAGAUAUCCUCUCAUUCCAGUGGUUCUCACCAUUCAGGAAGCCCUUCGGCUCAUUGUUCAAAAAAUAGUGGGUCUCUGGAUACAUCCAAAGUCUACAUCGUGUCUCACAGUAGCAGUCAACAGGUUCCUGGAUCUGUGUCAAAGCCCUACCACAGACAAGGGGCAGUGAACAAAUAUGUCAUUGGCUGGAAGAAAUCGGAAGGCAGCCCACCUCCCGAGGAGCCUGAAGUGGCUGAGUGCCCUGGGAUGUAUAGUGAGAUGGAUGUGAUAUCUACUGCAACUCAGCAUCAGACGGUGGUGGGAGAUGCCGUUGCAGAAACUCAACAUGUUCUGUCAAAAGAAGACUUUCUGAAACUGAUGCUUCCUGACAGCCCCUUAGUGGAAGAGGGGAGAAGGAAGUUUUCGUUCUAUGGGAACCUGUCUCCAAGGAGGUCGCUGUACCGCACGCUCUCUGAUGAGAGCAUAUGCAGCAACAGGAGGGGGUCCUCCUUUGGCAGUUCCCGAAGUUCCAUCCUUGACCAAGCCCUGCCCAACGACAUUCUUUUCAGCACCACGCCGCCCUACCACAGCACGCUGCCUCCAAGGACCCAGCCGGCGCCCAGCAUGGGGAGCUUGAGAAAUGAGUUCUGGUUCUCCGAUGGGUCCUUAUCGGAUAAGUCCAAGUGCGCAGAUCCUGGCCUGAUGCCCCUUCCGGACACAGCCACAGGAUUAGAUUGGUCCCACCUCGUGGACGCUGCACGGGCUUUUGAAGGUCUUGACUCAGAUGAAGAACUUGGGCUGCUCUGUCACCACUCGUCCUAUCUAGACCAGAGGGUGGCAUCCUUCUGCACCCUGACAGAUAUGCAACACGGACAAGACUUGGAGGGGGCCCAGGAGCUGCCCUUGUGUGUAGAUCCAGGCAGUGGCAAAGAGUUCAUGGACACAACCGGGGAGCGUUCUCCAUCCACACUGACUGGCAAAGUCAACCAGCUGGAAUUAAUCCUCCGGCAACUCCAGACAGACCUUCGGAAGGAAAAGCAGGACAAAGCGGUUCUCCAAGCAGAGGUGCAGCACCUGAGGCAGGACAACAUGAGGCUGCAGGAGGAGUCCCAGACGGCCACAGCUCAGUUGCGGAAGUUCACAGAAUGGUUUUUCAACACCAUCGACAAAAAGUCUUAGCCAGUCCACACCUCAUCAAGGGACCAUCGGGAAAUGCCUAUUGUCCCUUCAGAGUCACAAACAUGGUUUUUCAGUGUGCUUUCAGCCAAUCGUAGAUGUUUUUGCCGUCCCAUUCUGUGUCGCACCAUUCACCCCAGUGGGCAGGGCGCCUCAACUCCUUCUUGGUGGCCAUAGCGGAGAGCAGCACCCACGGGAACACGAAUGUCACUCCUGUCAAGACGGUGCUCUGGCUUGGGCUUACCUCAAGAGGGAAAAUAGUUGGGUUUAUGUCCUAUGUAUCAGGUGACUUGGUAGAGACAUUAAAGCAAUUUACCAUAGUUUGGGCUUUAGUAUUGUAAAAUAAACAUGAAAACAAAUAAUCAGACAUAUACUUUAAUGUUAAAGGUGCUCUAUUUUUUUGGAUGUACAGUAGUUUUAUUUCCACAGCCACAUUAUCAUAGCAAUAAGAAAGGAGGCAUAGUAAAUAGUUGGAGAAGCUUUGUCCGGGGGGGAAAGCACUGAUGUGUUUAACACUAGUUCUAAUGCAGUUACUUUAGAGACUUAUUUAUUUGCAGGAACAAAUGGUGCCUGAAUAUUAACAGUGUUUCGACUUAAAAAAAAAAGAGAGAUACAUAUGCCUUGUAAAUGGCUCACUGAGUUGUCAGUAGUCACUUCAACUCUUAGUUCACUUUUGUAUAGUUGCUCUGCUGAAAAAAGAAAACAGAGUAAAUCUGCUUACUCAUAGAACCCCUGUAUGCUGUGAGCCGGCGGAAUCACUUGUACGAUGCCAGAUUUGUUUAUCUUUGUACAGAAGCUUUGAUGAAGUGUCUUGUAUUUAACACCCUUAUUUAAGCUUAUUUAACCUUAAAUUGUUAAUUUUAUAAAAUUCGGUUUUACCUGCACUACGACGAGGGAGGGGAGGUAGCAGCAAGCCCAGCAAAGACUGGGCUUGCCCGGAACAGCCCGAGAACGCAGGGUGGGGAGACUCUAACAACUGGAUGCUGCUAGUACGAGUUGUUUGUAUUGCUUUACCAUUUUUAACUGUUAUAUUUGAGGUGAACACACAUUUUGCUUUUUUAAUAAAUGUUUAAAAGAAGUCCACAAAAG
This is a messenger RNA of Propithecus coquereli (Coquerel's sifaka), 6405 nucleotides long. RefSeq names its product signal-induced proliferation-associated 1 like 2 (gene SIPA1L2). Gene Ontology annotation, biological process: activation of GTPase activity; regulation of small GTPase mediated signal transduction. Lineage: Eukaryota; Metazoa; Chordata; Mammalia; Primates; Indriidae. The transcript is spliced from 21 exons. Bases 151 to 5319 code for a protein of 1722 amino acids. The record is from RefSeq and is a predicted model, not a curated record. Gene Ontology annotation, cellular component: cytoplasm. Gene Ontology annotation, molecular function: protein binding; GTPase activator activity.